AUGCCUUUUGGUCUGAUCAAUGCUGGAGCGACCUUUCAGAGAGCUAUGGACUUGUCUUUUGGUCAUCUGAAGGAUAAAAUAAUAGUUGUAUAUCUUGAUGAUUUAACGGUAUUUUCAAAAGGGCGAAAAGAUCACUUAAGAGACUUAAAACAGGUACUACAAAGAUGUCGGGAGCACGGAGUGUCUUUAAACCCUAAGAAAUCAGUGUUUGGUGUCACCGAAGGUAAAUUACUAGGUCACAUUGUCUCAAAGGAAGGUGUCAAAGUAGAUCCUGAAAGGGUAAAGGUGAUUCAACAACUAAGCUUGCCAUCUAACAGGAAUGGAGUUAGAUCUUUCUUCGGGCAGGUAAACUUUUUAAGAAGGUUUAUUCCAUAUUUUGCAGAGACCACCCGAUAUAUUGUAAACUUAAUGAGUGAAAAAUUAGUGUUCAAAUGGAAUGAAGAGGGAAAGAAAGCCUUUGAAUCAAUUAAGGAAGCUAUAGCACAUGCUCCUACCCUUGUUAAUCCUGAUUUUAAGAAAGAUUUCAUUAUUUAUUGUUAUGCUUCCGAACAUACCAUGUCAGGAAUAUUGCUUCAAAAGAAUGAAGAAGUUGAAGAAGUCCCCAUAGCGUUUAUGAUAGUAUAUGUGCCUCACUCUGUUGUUAAAAGCAUUCUAAAACAGCAGGAUAUUGGAAUGAAUAAUAGAGCCACAUGGGUUUCUAAAAUUCAGGAAUUUGACUUAGAUAUAAAGCCCACCAAAUUGGUAAGAGGACAGGGUCUAUGUAAGUUACUUGCAGAAAAUGAACAUGAGAAUAAUAAGGAAUUGCCCUUAGUUCUGUUUGUUGGACUACAAGAUACUUGGUUUACAGAUGUUGCCUAUUAUCUGACCUAUGGAGAUUGUAUGUUCAAAGAUGCUUAUGCUUGGGUAGCCAAAUGUGAAAAAUGUAAAAUGUUCACCGGAAAGCCUCAACUUGCAGCAUUGCCUCUCAGACCUGUGAUUAUUGAUGAACCAUUUAAACAAUGGGGUUUAGAUUUCAUAGCACCAUUGUCACCUACAUCAAGCGCAGGACACACUCAUAUUCUGACUGCUACUGAUUACUUCACGAAAUGGGUCGAAGCUAUUCCGGUAAGAAAGACUACAUCAGAGGUUGUCUGUAAAUUUCUAAAGGAAAAUAUUUUGGUUCGUUUUGGUGUUCCCCACAAACUUGUGGCUGAUAAUGCAACUAAUUUCUCCUCCAUUGAAAUUUCUAUGUUUUUCUAUGAUUAUGGGAUUUCACUUGCUCAUUCCUCAGAUUAUUACCCACAGGGUAAGGGCCAAGCGGAAUCAAGUAAUAAAAACCUGAUAAACAUUAUGAAGAAAUUAGUUAGCGAAAACUUCAGAGAUUGGCAUAAAAAGUUAUAUGAAGCUCUCUGGGUAGAUCGUACCACUCCAAAGAGAGCAAUUGGCAUGUCACCUUUCGAGUUAGUCUAUGGUGUUGGAGCUCAGGUGUCACUUCCUCUGGAACUUGCGACUUCAAAGUUACAAACAGUAAUAGAGGAUGUGCAUUUUUAG
Cryptomeria japonica (Japanese cedar) is the source of this 1530-nucleotide messenger RNA. RefSeq lists its product as uncharacterized. NCBI's taxonomy places the organism in Eukaryota, Viridiplantae, Streptophyta, Pinopsida, Cupressales, Cupressaceae. Gene Ontology annotation, molecular function: nucleic acid binding. The coding region runs from base 1 to 1530 and encodes 509 amino acids. The record is from RefSeq and is a predicted model, not a curated record. Gene Ontology annotation, biological process: DNA integration. The transcript is spliced from 3 exons.